CCGACUCCGACACGUAAAAUUACAUAACUUCCAGUUUUCUGUUAUAAUAUCGUAUUAUCGUAAAAAAAUGAGUGAUUCGAGUGAGGAAGAUGAUCUAACGCCUGUGGAUGUUGCACUUUCCUCGCUAUAGCACCAGGCACUGCCAGCGCCCAACAUUUGCUCCUAGAAUUGACUAUCAGCACAUCUUUCAUUCUGCUGCUUCUAUGCCAGUUACGCCCGCUAUACAACAGUCUGAGGUGCCUACCAUCAUCAACAACAUAUGUACUGCAGAUUCUUCUGUAUUUGCAGAACAUAAUUAUAGUGUGAUGAGUCGUUCGAAAAGAAAGACAUUAGAUGAAGGUUCGAACAAACGUGAGGUGCAGCUUAAGGUAAAACAACUUCAAAUGGAAGAUAACCGUUUGCCCAAAAGGGGACUUUCAUACAAGCACUGCCGCGUUCCAGACAGUAUGACAUUGUGCAGCACAUGACGAAACCAGCUCAGCUUUUAGUGAAAAUGCAAUAACAAUCAACGAAGCACCCUAAAGGACGACGCUAUUCACUAAAAGAAUAAAAAUAUGGCAUUCUCGCUUUACAAAUAGAGUCCGAAGUGCUAAUACAGGCUGUUGUGUGAAUAUUUUUCACUUCCACCUGGCAAAGCGAUGAAAAGAUUAAACUUACCACAGUGGCAUAAACACAAUUAUAUUCGAAGGAAUUAAACACAAAAUAACCAAUCAGAUGGCAGUCGCUUUCGUAAAAACUAGUGCCUACGCCGAUUCUUAGGAUUACUUGUCAAGCUGACCCCAGGCUCCCAUGAGUCGUGGCAAAAUGCCGGGAUAACGCACGGAAGAUGAUGAGGAAGGACCUUUCACAUCUCCAAACUUCAUGCAUUAACCGUAAAGACUAUGCGUCUCUGUAAUAUGGUACAAUUUUGACUUAUUGGACACGUAUUAGUUGUGUAUUCCGUAGCAUUCGUUUAUAAGACUGUUAGCUUAGUCUCCUGACGCAAAACAAUUACUUACAUAUUUCAUAUUCGCUAGGCUAGGUGCACGACGGGUGCUGCUGUCCUUAUUUUGUGGGCUUCUCUACGGGAGUGAAAUUAUCAAACUGAUGCUGCUAGAAUUCAUGUGGGACAUUCCAUAAUAUUAUGUGUGUUCUCCCUCCACCGACUGCACUUUGCUAAUAAUUUCAUUUUAACAUGUGCCUAAGCCUUUCUCACUUCAAGGACCGCACGGAAGACCAGCGCUGGCUUUAUAUCUAGCAUUACGCUGAGUUGGGUCCAUUUCGUGAUGCACACUUAACAUAUCAGAACCAAAACGUAUUGUUACUAAAAUUAUAGGCAAAAAGUUGUAUCUACUGAUAUACAUACAUACAUACAUACAUAUAAUCACGCCUAUUUCCCGGAGGGGUAGGUAGAGACCACGGAUUUCCACUUGCUACGAUUCUGACAUACCUCUUUCGCUUCCUUCAAUUUCAUAACAUUCCUCAUACACCUCACAAUGUGUUUACAUUUUGUUAGAUAGAUAAUUCACUAUUUAUUACCGUUAUGUUAAAAUGUCAUUUUGGUCGGAUGUUCAUAUCCAAAGUUAUAUGGAAUUCGUGUCUUUUAUUUUCAUCAAAAUAAAUAUUGUUUUUUUUUUGACAUUAGGGACCUUUAAUAUCUCCAAAUUGAAUGUAUUAUUGACGAAUAGAAUUUAAUUUCCUUGCUUCAUUUUUAUAUUGUACAGACUGUAUUGUAACGUUUAGUAUAAAUACAAGUUGGCAGAUAUUUAUUUUGAUAAAAAAAAACUAAUAUGUUUAAUAUAAAUUUAUGUCCAUCUGUACAUUUUUAAUGUCUGCUUUGGCUUAGGUUAUUUGAUUUUCUUAUAAAUUGUUUCAUACUAAAAUGCAUGGACUUUCAGCAAAAAAGAGAAAAUCUGUUAUAGACAAAUGGUGUACUUGUAAUAAAUUAUUUACUAAGCUUGAAAAUGUACAUAAAAAUAUCUUUAUUUAAUCGUUUUUAUUUAUUUAUUAAAUAAUAUCAUUAUCUCUAAGAGCCACGACGCUAAUUGCCAGAUCUCUUCUAAUUGCCAUGGUGUGAUAGUAAGCUCCCAACGCUAAUUGGUAGGCCUUCACCUGUUCUUAUUAGCUUUAUAUUGUAAAUUUUAACGAAAGCCUAGGCUCCAUGGAUUGUUGUGUAUGUACAUAUAAAAAAGUCUUUAUUUAAUCGGUUUUUUCUUAUUACAUAAUAUCUUUCCCUCUAAGAGCCAUGACGCUAAUUCCCCGGUCUCUUCCAAUUGCUAUCGUGUGAUACGUUUAUUGUGGUAUAAAGUAUAUGUUUUUUAUAAACUGAAAUAGAUAUCAUACACUGAAGAAAAAGUGACCAAGUCCACCACACACACAGUAGCAAUCAAUUUAUUGUACACAACACAGGUUUACAAAAAUACUUUAUCAGAAAUCAGAAAUAUUUAUUGUGUAGGUAUAAGAAGUUUAACUAGGAACAUUUUUUGAUAAACAUAAACAUAUAGUAAUGGAAGUACAAAGGCGAAUUUAUCCCUAUAAGGGAUCUCUUCCAAAUAACCUUUGAGUAGAUGAGUGGGAAACUAGGCAGGUUAAGUAAAGUUAUGUUUACCCAUGCAUGAGGUAGAUAUUGCCUCCUGUAUUUGUAUAUGUUGCGAUGUUUUCCUCAUGUAAAUGUUAUAUCGACAUGUGUAGUAAACUUUUGGCUCCUGUAUUUGUAAAUGUGACGAUGUUUUCUUCAUGUAAAUGUUAUAUCGACUUGUGUAAUAAACUUUUGAAUUUUAAAUUAUGAAAUAUCAACUAUCUUUUCUUUCCAAUUUAUAC
Messenger RNA from Cydia strobilella, 2799 nucleotides. RefSeq lists its product as uncharacterized. Bases 108 to 467 code for a protein of 119 amino acids. The record is from RefSeq and is a predicted model, not a curated record. The transcript is spliced from 4 exons. Lineage: Eukaryota; Metazoa; Arthropoda; Insecta; Lepidoptera; Tortricidae.